This is a messenger RNA of Gasterosteus aculeatus aculeatus (three-spined stickleback), 6466 nucleotides long. RefSeq names its product kinetochore scaffold 1 (gene knl1). Gene Ontology annotation, cellular component: nucleus. The record is from RefSeq and is a predicted model, not a curated record. Lineage: Eukaryota; Metazoa; Chordata; Actinopteri; Perciformes; Gasterosteidae. Gene Ontology annotation, biological process: attachment of spindle microtubules to kinetochore; cell division; protein localization to kinetochore.
GUCAACACUGCUGCACUAACCGAAAGAAGCAGCAAAAGACGAGACAGAAACCCAGUGAAAUGGUUCACUGCGCAUGCGUGGAGGCGGCUAAAUUCAAAAGUGAAGACGUUAGCAUCGAGGCUCGUUGACGUUAGCUGUUCACAUCGACCCAGCUAGAAAUAAGCGAUAUGAGUCAUUACGUGUUAGUUAAGGAGUAAUAUAACAACUUCAACCGUUGUUAAAGACAAACCAGGGAAUUAGCUGGUCGCAACUACAAGUUGAAAAUGGAGCCUCUGGAUCCUGCCAAGAAUGAGGAAGAACGUAGAUUCUCCAGGCGGCGCAUUUCUUCGAUUUUAAAAGCGCCACGAAGAUCAGUGAGAUUUCCUGAACCGCCAGAACAGGAAUAUGUGGUGGAGUGUGCCAACCCAGUGGAGAAGAGGAACUCAAGAAGAGUCAGUUUUGCCCCCGCAAACGAUGUUCUUUUGUUCUCAAAGGAUGUGAAAAAUGGCUCUCCUGUCCGAAGUCCUUUACAAGACUUAAUGACUUCAACAUCAGCAGCAACUCAAAAUAGGCUCCAGGUGGAAGUCACUGAAGAUGGGAUUCAACCAAUUAUAGGAAUGGAUACUCUGCUGAACGCUCCUCUACAUGCCUCUCAGCAAAGUGAAACGGCCGUCUUUGACACCGGUUAUGGCUUGGGGGAGAAAACGGUGGUGUUUUCUACGGAUGACGCAUUUUUGGACAUGACCCAAAGUCACACUAUAAACAUUGACGCAGGAUUAGACAUUUCCUUCCAAAACUACGACUCUUUACCCGCCAGAGGACAGAAGAGGGUGAUGCUCACUGCCGGUGAUGGUGCCAUGGCUUUGACCCCGGCGCACAAUGUGAACGUUAGGUCUGUAUCUGUACUCACAAGCAGAAAUUUGGAUGCAGGAGCUGAGAACAUCUCAUCAGCACCUAUUCUAGACGCUGGAUUUGAAAACUUUCUCGCAAGUUUCUCCAAACCAAGUGAGCCCAGCGCGAAUCCUGCGAUCACCCCGAUGACGCCGGCUGCGUCGUCUGACCGUGCGAACCGCUCCGUGGCCCAGGUGACCGCACAAAAGGCCGGCCUGGACAAAGAAAAUCAGGCUCCAACUUCUGUGUCGUUUGUGAUGGAGAAGUCCCAAAGUACAUCCAGGAAGAGCGGUGGGUCAUGUCAUGGAAGGGCACUCUGUCCUGAAGAUGAUGUAAGCACAGAUAUGAAUGAGACUCCGGCUGGCGGCAUUGUGGGAUUCACUGAAGAAGAUGACGUCUUUCAGUGUCUGUUCCCCACACAAGAAAUGUACUCUCAACUCGACAACAGAGUGUCACAGGCAGAAGAGGAGACCCAGCAGCAGCAGAUCAAUAAACCACAGGCCCCAUACAACCCUAAAGAUAUGACAUCGUUGAGGAAUCCAUCUCUACAUGAUUUGAGUCAAAGACACACGCAGGCCGAGACACGCGUUCUGCCUCGAAACAGUUCAGCACACAGCCGUCGCGCCGUCACAAGAACGACACCUACAGCUGCAGAACCUCCUCCCACCGGUGACUCAGUGAACGGGGGAACGAUCUGCGCAGAAGAGGAUGUGUUCAUCAACAUGGCUGAAGCUCAAACAGGCCGGAAACUAAGAGGCACAUUUACAGAUGAUUCUGUUCCCUUUCACGUGUGGGGAACAGGGGACACGUGCAGCCCAAGUGGUAGUUUGAAGAAAGCAGGGCUGAGUUCACGGCGGGAAUCAUCUAACCGCGAAGGUAUGGAUAACUUGCCAUGGGCUCCUUUGCAGGCGAAGGCGCAACAUCAGAUUACAUUUGAUGCUGAAGACGAGACCAGAAUUCCUGCUGACGUUGCAACUGAGGUGGACUUCCCACCCGCUUGUGGGGAGAAGACGGUGAGGUUCACUGCAUCCGACGCCGCUAUGGAUGUGACGAGCUGUCACACCGUAAACAUCGCCAAAUGCUUUGAACCACAGUCCGACCCAAACACGGGCUCCUUACCGGCUGGCUGGGAGCAAACAGUAAGGUUCUCCUCGGCUGACGCUGCGAUGGAUAUGACCCAGUUCCUCAGUGUGCAUUUUGACCACAUUCCAGCGUCCGAUUCACUUCCACACCGAGAUGCUGACAUUUUACCCACCCAUGAAAACAUGAAUUAUCCUUUAACGGCAGAAAAGACGGCCGAUGCUGUGGAUCUGGCUUUUAGAAAGUCUCUAUGUAAGACAAGUGUCCCCUGGGCUCAUCCUGUGGUCACCAGAUCAGUCGCUCCUCCUCCACCGUCCCCCAUAAAAACUGUUAAAACACAGAGUCCCGAUGUGGAUACCGUAAAGGAGGCUCCAUCUUUGCUUCCUGCUGCCGCAGAGAUCAGUGUAAAUAAAACCAUGAUGGACGACGACGUAAACAUGGACAUGACCGAAGCUCAGACCGGCUGCAUUUUGGGGGAAACGGACGUGCCACCAGAGUUGAGCAGCGACGCGCUGGGAGAAUCCAAACCCGACGGCGAGGAAAUCACAAAACCCCACGAUUCUCUUCAAUCACAUGAAAGCGGCGCCGGGUGCGAACCGAGACCUCAAACUGGUCCUCUGUUGCACGAGACGGAGAAUCUGUGCACUGCCGUCGACAGUGAUGCCGGCUCAGCACCUUCGCAGAGGUCCGGGCGAAUGAGUUUGGCCGAUCUUCAGUCCAAAAUUACGUUUGAUGCUGAAGACGAGACCAGAACUCCUGCUCACGUUGCAACUGAUGUCCAACUGCAGUCUCAGGCGAAGGUGGACUUCCCACCCGCUUGUGGGGAGAAGACGGUGAGGUUCACUGCAUCCGACGCCGCUAUGGAUGUGACGAGCUGUCACACCGUAAACAUCGCCAAAAGCUUUGAACCACAGUCCGACCCAAACACGGGCUCCUUACCGGCUGGCUGGGAGCAAACAGUAAGGUUCUCCUCUGCUGACGCUGCGAUGGAUAUGACCCAGUUCCUCAGUGUGCAUUUUGACCACAUUCCAGCGUCCGAUUCACUUCCACACCGAGAUGCUGACAUUUUACCCACCCAUGAAAACAUGAAUUAUCCUUUAACGGCAGAAAAGACGGCCGAUGCUGUGGAUCCGGCUUUUAGAAAGUCUCUAUGUAAGACAAGUGUCCUCUGGGCUCAUCCUGUGGUCACCAGAUCAGUCGCUCCUCCUCCACCGUCCCCCAUAAAAACUGUUAAAACACAGAGUCCCGAUGUGGAUACCGUAAAGGAGGCUCCAUCUUUGCUUCCUGCUGCCGCAGAGAUCAGUGUAAAUAAAACCAUGAUGGACGACGACGUAAACAUGCACAUGACCGAAGCUCAGACCGGCUGCAUUUUGGGGGAAACGGACGAGCCACUGCCGUGUCCUUCUUCCCCACCAGAGUUGAGCAGUGACGCGCUGGGAGCAUCCAAACCCGACGGCGAGGAAAUCACAAACCCCCACGAUUCUCUUCAAUCGCAUGAAAGCGGCGCCAGGUGCGAACCGAGACCUCAAACUGGUCCUCUGUUGCACGAGACGGAGAAUCUGCGCACUGCCUCGCCGACUUCGCAGAGGUCCAGGCGAAUGAGUUUGGCCGAUCUUCAGUCCAAAGUAAGACGCCUGAGCCACAUAAUACACACAGUGCCUGUUGAUUUUGCCGCGGACGCCUACACGGCACCUGUGCCUCGACUAGAACAUGACGAAAAAACAAACGACGACAAGCACCCGCCUGUAGAGGAGCCUCCACCUGAAAUUGGCUCGGCAAACACAGGAGAAAGUACACAAGCUCCAACUCUGACGCAAGGAGAACAGCCCUUCAUCAGUACUCCUUUCAACCUGAAGACCAAACAACUGAUGUCGAGACUGUCGGUGGGAAAUUUCAAGGCCAAACUCCCUCAAAGAGGCAAACCGGAAGAUCUGAAGAAGCAGAGUCCCGUGGGAGAACGUACAAGGACCCUCGCGGUCAAUGUCACUGAUGAACUGAGCGCCUAUGACCACGACAACAUCUACGACGAAGAGCUCGUGACCUACGGGGAUAUGUCGGAAACGCUGGACUUGAGUCUUCAGGCAGCCAUUGAGAAAGCUUCCCACGGGUUCGUCAUGGACGAGCUUUUAGAGGAUGAUGCAUUUGAACUGGACUUCCUUGGUUCCGCCCCUGGGAAGAAGAGACCUUUGGCAGUAGAUGAAACCAACGAGGAGGAUAAAAAGAGAACGAAAACGUCCACCGAGGCGGCCGCCGAUGCUGAAACGUCUCCUGUUGUUGUGGAGUGUGACGGUUACAUUGCUAAUGCUCCGAGCGUGACGGGACCGAGCCCAGAUUACUCCAUCAGCAGCACCAGAUGUGAAGCUACCUUUGAAUCAACUCUCAAACGAAGCAUGUUUGAAUCUCAGCUUGACGACUACACCAAUGAUGUACAGAGGAAACUCAAUGAUGGCACCAUUACAGUGUUGGAGUUCUUCAAACUCUUCAACAUAGACUUCAUCAUCAAUAAUCCUCGGCAAAGCAAUUUUCCUGGCCGUCCUUUGUCGGACACGGAUCGCACACUGAUGGAUUUAUUGAAAGACAGACACAUCUUCCGUCCUCAACAGAGGGUUUAUGAGGCGGAUGUCCUCAGCCUCACAGAAAAGGUGGAGGGGCUGAAAGAGCGAAUGUGGGACCUGGAAAAGCCCCUGAAGAUUGUUAACAGACCUUUGUGGGAAGAAAUGAGAAAUUCUUCAGAGAAAGAGUUCAAAUCCUUUGGUGCAAAACUAAAAGAGAGAAAUAACGUCUUCAGAAGGAUGAGCAAAGUUCAGUCCCAUGAGAUGAAGGAAGUGUUGUACUCAAAGCUUCUGCAGGCUAACCGGGAGGAGCAGCAGAGGUCAAGAAGAACAAUCGAGGAAGCAGAUGAGAUGCUAAAAAGUUUGGAUGACUGUAUUCAGGAGUUAGAAACCGAACUUACUGCAAUUGAAGAAAAGGGCUUUGAAGACAAGCCAAGUCUGAAAUCACGUCAAGAAGAAAUGCAAAAGGUUUCUGAGGCUUUGGCCGAUAAUGACCAACAAAUAUCUCAACUGGAGCUGCAGAAGACGCAGAACUCCAAAGAACUGAAGAGGCUGAAAGCUGAAACGAUGAAGCUCGAGAGCCACGUCAGCGUGCUGCAUAUGGUGAAUGAAUGGAAGUUGGCUGAAAAGACCGACAACGGCACCACCUACACUUUCCUCCACAAGACCGUGCAUCUGGAGCUGCUGUAUGAAGACUCCAGUGGAAAAGAUUCCAGUAAUCAGUCUGAGAGGAAAAUCUCACACCUCACAUUUAAACUUCAACUUGAUGAUGAGAAGUCCCAGGGCCACGCCCGCCUCGUCCACAAACUGCUCUCCGACUUCAUCGAGGGAGAAGGCGACUGGGCGGAGAAGUAUCCAACGAGCAGACACGUUCCAAAGCUGCUCCACGACGUCGGCCUGGUGGUGAGUCGCUGUCGUCUGCUCGGGGAGGAGUUGCGUCUGCUGGAACUGUGGGGAGGUCUGAGGCUCGAUAUUCUCCACAUCAGCUGUUUGGACACUCGAGUGCACAUUGUCUUCAGCCGUCUCAAGGCCUUUUCUAAGUUUGAAGUGAUCUUCUCCGUCAGUUUGGUCAACCACCUCUAUGUGCUUCAAGUACAGAGCUUCAAAAACGUCAUCGGAAACACAACAAUCCAGCAGAUCGAGGAAAUUGUGUCCUCGUUCAGUCCAGCCAAGAACGUCCUGACGAAGAUCAUCAAAAGGAUUCAUGACGAUCUGCUCUGUUGAGACCAGGAAUUUGUAUUGCAAUCGUUUUAUUUUCAAACUUUUGUACAGUAUGGAUGUUUGACAAAGUCUUGUUAAAAAUGUGUUAAUCUUUUUAAAGCCAUUUAAUAAACAAAUAAAUAAAAAGUGCAGUAAAAAAUACAGGCAAUCCGUUUUAGCAACAGCUCCUGUCUUGUGUGUAGCAUGUGUUGCUGGAUGUCAUUAAUUGCAAUCUUUAAGGUGAAGAUAUCUAAAUAAAAUACAUACAAUUUGGAUCUUGGAUAAGAAUUUAAAUGUGAUACAGCUACAGUGUCUACUUUAGGUUGUUCAUGUGAGUUGCAUUAGUUCUGUCAUCUGGCUGGAAAGAAUGCGCAUUAGUCCUUUUGUCUCUUCCAUAGGUUUUGCCUACAGUUUAUAAAUAAAAGUCCCAUUUUGCUGUAACUUUGUACAGUACUGAACAUAUGUGUAUAUAUAUUCCCUUAAUGUUGUCUUUAUCAAUGCUCUAAAAACUUCUUGGUUUUUGAGAAAAGAAUUUGUUGUACAUUGUCAUUCAAGACCAAACCUGGUUAAACAUGUGUUAUUGUUUGCUUAACUGAUUUUCUUUUCCCCGAAUGCAUUAGCUGAAUGAAGAUUAAUCUGCAGGUUUCAUGCUAUAGUCGCUCCUUCAUCUGCGUGUCUGCAACAUGAAUGUUGAACUGUUUCAGCAAUUAAUCAAUUUCUAAUAAUAAAAAAUCCCUUUGCCGAAUGGGACAUUUUCUAAGUCA